Messenger RNA from Colletotrichum karsti, 861 nucleotides. RefSeq lists its product as uncharacterized. The transcript has a single exon. Bases 1 to 861 code for a protein of 286 amino acids. The record is from RefSeq and is a predicted model, not a curated record. NCBI's taxonomy places the organism in Eukaryota, Fungi, Ascomycota, Sordariomycetes, Glomerellales, Glomerellaceae.
AUGCGCGGCGCCUCUCUCUCAUCGCUGUCGCACCUUGUUGUCUCACUGCUGCUCGCGGCUUCAUCCCCGUCCGCCGUCCUGGCUGAUGGCACCGUCUGGGCGACGCCUCAUGACAGCUACUCCUCCUCCGUCGGCGUCCUCGGUUGCAAGAUCAACACCGAUCGCGUCGCAUACUGGCCCGGCUCCGUCGACUGCAACAACCUCUGCAUCUCACUGAGCUACGAGGACCGCACCGUCAAGCUCCUGCGCAUCGAUCAGUCGCAGGGCGCCUACGAUAUCAGCUACGAUGCGUGGAACUACCUCUACACGGGCAACUCGGCCAAGAAGCUGCCCGUCGCCGGCGGCCCGCUCGCCAUGGAAUACAAAGAACUGCACGCCGACGAGUGCAAGGAGCUCAUCAAGACCAAGAGCAAGAAGCUUCCUCUCAGCGCCUCCAACAGCAUGAACUUCCUGGCCAGCUGUCUGGAUCAGAAGGACAGCUGGGUGGCCAAGAACUUCGCACUGUACAACAUGCUCGAUUCGAUUUGCUCGUGGGGAUACGACGAGGGUUGCGAGCUGGACUGGCCCACGGCGAAUCAACCCACGUGCAAGCACUCGCUCGGCAUGCCCGUUGAGCUGACGGACGCCCCCGUGUACAACGUGCAGUACCCUACCGGAAAUGUCGUCGAGGCAUCGAGCGGCGAGAAGAUAUCCAGUCCGGGUGAUAGCACGAGCGACGCGACCACCACCUUCGCCAUGCCAUCAUUACCUGUUCCGACAAGCUACAAGAAUAUGCAGAACGGUGCCUCGGCGCUGGGAAUGCUGGGGAUGUUGAUGGCUAGUUCACUUUUCUGGACUUGUUUUAUACUUGGGUCAUGUUGA